Wickerhamiella sorbophila is the source of this 1830-nucleotide messenger RNA. RefSeq names its product RNA polymerase I-specific transcription initiation factor RRN3. The record is from RefSeq and is a predicted model, not a curated record. Gene Ontology annotation, molecular function: RNA polymerase I core binding; RNA polymerase I general transcription initiation factor activity. The coding region runs from base 1 to 1830 and encodes 609 amino acids. NCBI's taxonomy places the organism in Eukaryota, Fungi, Ascomycota, Dipodascomycetes, Dipodascales, Trichomonascaceae. Gene Ontology annotation, cellular component: nucleus. The transcript has a single exon. Gene Ontology annotation, biological process: transcription initiation at RNA polymerase I promoter.
AUGGCUUCAUCGGCGGCGACACAGAUUUACGAGACCCCCACAAGCCAACCGGUGCCAUCAAGUGUAUUAAUGUACGAGCACCUAGUAAGCCAGGCGCUUGAUCAGUUAGACCAAGGUAAUCCCCUUGCUUUUACCACAAUAGCUAAUCAGCUCGCAACGCCGCAGGUCAUCAACGACGACUCUAAACUAUCGGCAAUACUGCGAGCUUUAAGUCGGGAGACCGGCAGAAUAGACGGCGGCAAUGCUACCGCGAUCAUCCAGUCCGUGCUGGCCUUGCCCUGGAGCAACCGCAGUACAGAGUGCGUUGAUUCCUAUGUCCGGUUCCUCGCCGUUUUGAUUUCCUCAAUUCCCCGCUGGUGGAUCGACGUCGCACACAAGAUUGUUGAGGAAUUUGUUCUUCCUAUUGAGCAGACCGUCCCCCACCACACGGUUCUUCGGCACAUUGUGCAAAUCAUCCCUACCGCUGUUCCCAAGCUCAGUUCUGUUUUGGUGAAGCAUUUCCCGCACAAGCACGAACGCACGGGUCCCUCGCUGAACUACGUCAAGAAUUUGCUCAAGCAUCUUGAGUACUGUCCCGAGCAGCAGCGAGCUGUUUGGGGGUUGCUGAUUGAAAAAGUUAUGCAGCUUGAUGUCGAAACCGAAAACGACGACGAGGACGAAGACGAUGAGGACGAGGACGAGGACGAGGAGACCGAGGAUGAAGAAUCCGACGAUGAAGAUAGCGAAGAUGACUCGUCUGAGCCCCCGUCUAAACGUAUGAAACUCGACUUUGCCGACGGGGAAGAGGUAACUGCUGCCGAACUGGAACAGGUUCAGUCGGAAGCACUCCUUCAGCUCCAGACAAAGCUUGAUGCUAUUUUGUCUGAGUUGUUAAUUUAUUUGGAUGGCAAGUUCUCUGCCCAGGAGGUCGAGAAUGGCAAUGCCACUCCAUUAUUUAUUAUUCUUCUUGAAAAAUUCAAGGAGUAUGUCCUGCCCACCCACACCACUCGAUCUGUGCAAUACAUCAUGUUCAAGGUGUCUCAUGCCCAUCCUGACCUACUCGACUCGUUCCUUGUGUCAAUGGUGGAAAUGGCGUUGAGCCCGGCCGUGCCUAUCGAUCGACGACAAAAGGCCAUGCAGUAUAUUUCGUCGUUUGUUUCACGAGCUCGCGGUCUCAGCCGUACCCAGAUUGUCUUUGUGGUGUCAUUUUUGGCAGGUUGGGUUGAGAAAUAUGCCACCGAGCGUGAAUCAGAGGUCGAUGAGGCCUCAAACAUGGCCCGCUUCCGGGUGUUUUACGCGGCAGUGCAGGCACUCUUCUACACUUUUUGUUUCCGCCAUAGUAUGCUGCGAAAGCCUGAUUCGGCCGGUGAGUGGGAAGCAGAUUUGGACAAAUUGUUCCAACGGGUCAUCAUGACCAAAUUCAACCCGCUCAAGUACUGCAAGUCAACUGUCGUAGCCAUGUUUGCUCGCAUUGCUAGGAACGAGAACGUGGCCUAUUGCUUCAGCAUAAUGGAACAAAAUCGAAUUGGUCGAUUCAGAGCAGCCGGUUCGACGUCCCCCCCAUCUUCGGCGUCCAGCUCGUCCUUGCUGGCCAGUCGUAGUGGCUCGCUCACCAAUCUGUCCAAGACAUUAUGGCCUAACCACCGAGAGUUUGCAAUUUUAGAGAGCUAUUUCCCCUUCGAUCCUAUGAGUCUUCCAAACUCAAGGAAAUUGGUACAAAAUAUUUAUAUCGAAUGGGGCGAUGUUAACGAUGCAGCUGAUAGUGAUUCAGCCUCAGCUUCGGAAAGUGAAGACGACUCGGAAUCUGACUCGAAUGUAGAUGACGAUGAGCUUGAUGUUGAUGAUAACUAG